UCCGACACGAAAAAUAAACACAUUCAUUGCUGAAGGAAAGUUCUCUCACCCAUCCAACAUGGGUCAAUAGUCAUUAUCGGGACCGUCCACGCCUCCAGCAUGAGUGGCAGCCUCUUGUGGCAGGCUCUACGCCAAUCCCGUCCCCUUCACGCCCCUAUCCACCGCUCAUGGCACGUCCUGUCCCUCCCCUGGAGCUCGUCUGCUCCGCCGGUUUGCCCCCUCUCAAAUUUGCCUUGUUCCCGGCUAGCUGUCACCCCCGUCAAUGCCCGCCUCCGGGUUCUCCGGGUUCCGCGGGUUCCCCGGGUCCACCCGGUGGCCCCUCUGAGUCGGACCUAUUCUUCGGACGAUAAGAAGACGGCCGAGUUGGAGAGAUUGGAGAAGGCGGGCCAAUUGUCGCUGUCGCAGCGGUUCAAAUUGCAAUUCAAGCGGUAUUGGUACGUGUUGGUCCCGGUGCAUGUGGCCACGUCCGUGGUUUGGUUUGGCGGCUUCUACCUCAUGUGCAAGUCUGGGGUAGACGUGAGCUCCAUCCUAAGCACCCUGGGUGCCUCCGAGACCUAUGUGGCCAAACUCAAAGACUCAGAUCUGGGAUAUUACGCCAUGGCCUACGCUUGCUAUAAAGUGGCCACGCCCGUUCGAUACACGGUGACAUUGGGCGGGACGACGUUGACAGUAAGGAAGUUGAGUGAAUACGGUUGGCUCAAGACGACUUCCGAGGUAGCAUCGGACUUUCGAGAUCGUUCGGAUCAAGUCAAACAUAAGAUGGACGAUUUCAAAGGCUCAAUAGGCGAUAUGCGGGAAAAGGUCGAGGAUGAAUGGGAAAGGAGUUGGAAGAGGUUUGCCGAAAAGCGGAAAAAGCCAUAACGUUGACUUGGCAACAUAUGAUUUUUUUUUUCAACACCAAUAUCCAUGAACUGAACUUGCGUUGUGGGACAUCUAAUAAAAAAAAACAAGGCUCUGACA
This is a messenger RNA of Tigriopus californicus, 960 nucleotides long. RefSeq names its product protein FAM210A-like. The coding region runs from base 100 to 861 and encodes 253 amino acids. The transcript is spliced from 2 exons. The record is from RefSeq and is a predicted model, not a curated record. Lineage: Eukaryota; Metazoa; Arthropoda; Copepoda; Harpacticoida; Harpacticidae. Gene Ontology annotation, cellular component: mitochondrion.